This is a messenger RNA of Tripterygium wilfordii, 1537 nucleotides long. RefSeq names its product metal tolerance protein 11. Gene Ontology annotation, molecular function: manganese:proton antiporter activity. The record is from RefSeq and is a predicted model, not a curated record. Gene Ontology annotation, cellular component: membrane. Gene Ontology annotation, biological process: monoatomic cation transport; transmembrane transport. Bases 240 to 1421 code for a protein of 393 amino acids. The transcript is spliced from 7 exons. Lineage: Eukaryota; Viridiplantae; Streptophyta; Magnoliopsida; Celastrales; Celastraceae.
GGAAUGCUCGUAGAGCAAUAUCGUGUCAAAGCGUGAGAAGACUUUGCUCGUGAUUCGUACUUCCCUUGUCCAAUACAUUACCUAACAUUGUCAGUCCUACAAUCUUGACCGUCCGUGUGUCAAGUCCACCGCCCGGGUCAUAAUUUCCACUCUCCACUCUUUUGCUUGAGCAGAGAUUAGUUCACAUUGUCCGAACUUCGCAACUCCAAAACUAGGGUUCUCUCCGGCGACAGUAAACAAUGGUGGAGCCGGCGACGCACGACCGCGAUGAGGAACUCUCUUUGUUGUCCCUGCAAAGCAAUGGAGACCACUCCUGGCGGUUGAACUUCGACGGGUUUCAGUUAUCGGCGGAGCACACAGAGAAUAAGCCUCCUCCUGGACUCCAGGACUGCCUAGGGGUAUUAGGCCCUGAAGAUAAUGUUGCAGUGUACUAUCAACAGCAAGUAGAAAUGCUUGAGGGCUUUAAUGAAAUGGAUGCCUUGUCAGAGCGUGGUUUUGUUCCAGGAAUGUCAAAGGAAGAGCGGGAAAACUUGGCCAGAAGUGAGACACUUGCCAUUAGAUUAUCAAAUGUUGCAAAUAUGGUUCUUUUUGCUGCUAAAGUUUAUGCAUCUGUCAGAAGUGGCUCAUUAGCGAUCAUUGCAUCUACAUUGGACUCUCUUCUUGAUCUUCUAUCAGGCUUCAUCCUAUGGUUUACUGCAUUCUCCAUGCAAACACAUAAUCCUUAUCAGUACCCCAUUGGAAAGAAACGUAUGCAGCCAUUGGGGAUCCUUGUUUUUGCAUCUGUCAUGGCAACUCUAGGACUUCAGAUAAUCUUGGAGUCGGUGCGCACAAUGGUAUCUGACGAGAAAGAAUUUAACCUUACUAAAGAGCAAGAACGCUGGGUUGUGGGCAUUAUGCUCUCAGUAACCCUGGUAAAACUCGUCCUGGUUGUCUACUGCCGCUCUUUCACAAAUGAAAUUGUCAAAGCUUAUGCCCAGGAUCACUUUUUUGAUGUUAUUACCAACAUUAUUGGCCUCAUUGCUGCGCUUCUUGCUAAUUACAUUGCUGAUUGGAUAGACCCUGUUGGAGCUACCAUUCUUGCUUUGUACACCAUCCGAACAUGGUCAAUGACAGUAUUGGAAAAUGUGAAUUCCCUUGUUGGAAGAUCGGCUACUCCAGAUUUUCUUCAAAAACUCACAUACCUCUGUUGGAACCACCACAAGGCCAUUAGACACAUUGACACAGUCCGGGCUUACACAUUUGGGUCACACUAUUUUGUUGAGGUUGACAUUGUCUUGCCUGCAAGCAUGCCAUUGCAAGAGGCUCAUGACAUAGGUGAGUCCUUACAGGAGAAGCUUGAGCUACUGCCGGAGAUAGAGCGUGCCUUUGUUCAUCUUGAUUACGAGUACACCCACAAACCCGAGCAUGCUCAGUCAUAUUAAAGACAGGGAAAUAUGAUGUUCCCAUGGUUGUAUUACCCAAAAAAGAUAUAUCAUUUGUUGGACACAGGUUAUGAUGAAAAUUGUAUGCAAGCUUUAUAGAGCUAGGUUUUCCUGCA